Molecule: messenger RNA, 3096 nt
Organism: Moneuplotes crassus
Lineage: Eukaryota; Ciliophora; Spirotrichea; Euplotida; Euplotidae
Source: the annotation of a GenBank genome assembly
AUGCAAGAAAGCUCAUACCACAUUCCAAGCGCUUCUGAUUAUGACCCGACUAGGAAUCCUUUCAGUGACUCUGAGCAGAAGCCUUUGAUCAAGACAGGGAGUGUUAAGACUAAACUGAGUAGCAUGAAAUCCAAAAAGACUAGUAGUACAAUGAAGAAAAUACUUCCCUCGAAUAUCGCAAAUUUCGUUAAGAGAAAGGAUAAAUUAAAAGAAAUGAACUACAGAAAUACCUCUGAGAUAGACCAAGACUUUUACGAUUCGGAAAGAGAAGCAGUCAGACAAAUGAUGAUGGCAGAUGGCCAGUAUAUCGAGGAUAAUGAAAGUAAAUCUAAAAGUCUUAAGAGCAAAGGAAUCACAGCACAGAGCUCUAAAUUCACCUUUAUCUCAAAAUAACACUCAAAAUUCAGAACAGAGGAAGAACUUUUUGAAGAAAGGGAAUGGAGUUUUAGCAUUUAAGAAGGAGAAACCUAAAAGGAACAAACAUCACUGGGGAACCCCAUCAAAACAAAACUCUCAGGUAGGAGAAUCUGUGCAUGAUGCCUCUCCUUUGAAUCAAAACACAUCUGGGCCUAAACUAAAGGUAUUCGGCACUCAUAAUAAUCAAGAGGAUUCUCAGUUAGACAAGAAAAAUCGUAGAACUACUAUAUUCAGGGAUCACUCAGAGUAUACAAGGAGUUCCAAUGAAAAAUCUGACUCAAUGAUUAUUAAUUCAGACGAUUCAGAAUUUGAGAAAUACUUUGGGUUCAAACUUGGCGAGAAAGUCGACCCUGAUUCUCACUUCGCUCGGAAUCAGCCUAAACAUCAGCCUCUGGAGAAGAAACAGAAGAAAAAUAAGAAUAUGACUUAUGAAGAAAGAAUUGCUAAUCGAAAACAUAAGAAUGAUAAGAUCAAAGCACCUACUUUGAGUAAUGAGCCUUCUAAAGGGAUCCUCAAGAAACCAAGUCCUGAGAGAGAUCGAUUGGAGGAGAAACGCUAUGCUCCAAGAGAUUUCAAAGAGCUUGGCAAUAUGAAGAAAUAUCAUAACAAUGACCAUUCAAAAGGCACAAGCGAGAAGCUUAGUGACUCUGGGUAUUUAGAACUCCCUCAGUUUUAUAAUUCUACUGCAAAGAUACCAAAUUCUGUUAUAAAACCAAUCAAAGAUCAUCGAAAUCAAUCAAAGUCUCGGAAUAAGGCAAUGCUAGCUGAGAAUAGAACUUAUGACAAGAAGAUUCAUAAUAAGAAGGCUUAUAAAGGAGAUCAGCUUGUUCAGCAGUAUAAAACCCUGGAUCCUCCUGAUAGCGCUAAGAAUAAGCUUAAAUAAAAUCAUAAAGUUAUCUACUCAAAGUGAGAAAGAGAGGUAUAAUCUUUUUCCAUAUCCCAUAGACUGGGAUAAUAACUCAAAUGAAGGUGUAGAGUUACAUGAUCCAACCCUCACAUUUGACUUGAAACCACUAAGAAGAAAUCACGAUAUGCAGAAGAACAUCCUUCAUGAGCAACUAUUAUAUGAAAAGAAGUAUUAUGAGGGUGAACUCCGUAAGCAAUUUGGAUUAGAAGAGAACAUCUCUGUCAAGAAGCUAAUAGCUCACCUGAGGAACUACUAUAACUGGUUCUAUAAGGAAGAGAGAUACAAGCUUACCAUGAAUUCUCACAACACUCACAAAGCAAUGCUUUAUGAGUUACUUCUCAAUAAUGUCUACAGUAAUUUUCUGUACAACAGAAACUUAGUCAAUGACCCUAUCAUGGAGCAAGUCCAUGAAGUCAAACUGAUCGAAGAUGAGAAAGAGAAAUAGACAGAAGCAGCUGGACCUAAUCGAGAAGAUGUACCCUGAUGAUGCUGAGGUUGAUUUAGUCAAGAUGGAUAUUAAAUAACCUUCAGAAGAAGAAUAGCGGUGAGAACAAACCUCUUGUAGAGGGCAUCAACCUCUCCACCUUCCAUGUUCCAAAUAAAGGAAAGAAGGACUAUUUCAAAAUGUUAGAUGAUUUUAAGCAGAAAAGAAGUAUGAAAUAUUAUCAAAACCCUAGCAAUGUGAUGCAGCAAGCCUCAAAGAAGCUGAUCAAAAUGAAGCAGAAAUAAGCCAACUGCCGCUCAACCACAGAUCGAAUAUGAUGAUUUCUACUGGGAAAAGCCUAUUUUUAAGAAGAAGCAUGAUGGAGCUAUUAUGCUAGGAAUGGAGGAUAGUGAAUACGAGAUUUCUAACACAAAAGAACGGACCAAAGAGUCAUUCAAGGUUAUAAACUAUAAGGACCCUGAUUUGAAACCUGGCAUUCUUCAAAGAAAAGCCACUAAUGCGACCAAUUACUCUGAGAAGAGUUCUAAGAUCACUAUUGGGGAUAAUUUUUAUCAACAGAAAUAAAGAUGAAAAUAAUCAGAUGCCUCAUUUAAAUAAGUUGCUGGAUAUGAUGAAACCCGUUGAGGCACCUAAAAUCGACCCAAAGGAGAAAAUACAGAUUUCUGAUCCUUUCCAUCUCAGCCCUUCCAACAACGGCAAACAUGUUAGAGACUUUUCAUUUAAGGAUAAACAGAAGGAAGAGCUAAAGGAUGAGCCUAAGAAGAAACUUGAAGAGGAUAAACCGGACAGUAGUGAGAAGACAAUUCCAAAAGUACCUUCUAACAAUGAACCUGUUGUUGUUUCUCCUUCUACACAAGGAUUUAAAUUUGAAUUUAACUAUGAAAGCCCGACAAAGAAAUCUGCCACUAUGCAGUCUUCAGCAAACAAAGCCUCUGAUAAAAAUAUGAUUAAGUUGAUUUCACAGAAUCAAGCAGAAAUUGCUAUUAAAGAUACUAAAACUUUAAAAACCAAAAAGGAGCCAGCCCCCACAAAUGAUAUACCCGAGUUAGUCCUUUCUCCAAGCCGGAGCAUCAAGAGACCAGCAUCUGCUCUCAAGUCAGAGCCAUUGAAGUCGAAUCUGCCUCCAAAACCUCAAAAAUAAGAAGACUCAAAAAAUGUAUUGGGACAAUAAGAAAAACGCCAUAAUGACUUCUGAAGUAACAAUUUCGACAGACAAGGACGAUACUAAUGAAAGAAACAUAAUUACUAGGGAAACUGGAGAAUUUGGGUUCAAGUCAAACUUCGCUCAAUCUCAGAGACUUGGAGAAAACACUAAGAAACCCAAAAU